Molecule: messenger RNA, 7548 nt
Organism: Porites evermanni
Lineage: Eukaryota; Metazoa; Cnidaria; Anthozoa; Scleractinia; Poritidae
Source: the annotation of a GenBank genome assembly
AUACCAACGGAAAGAUAACAGCUUUACGAACUCUAUCGUUUAUUGUUUUAAAGAUUCACGGAAAUCUCUGGUAAAAUCAACUUGAUUUGCAUUCCAAAACAUCGAACAGUCACUGUCAAGUAUGUUCCAUCGAAAUAUUAUGAUAGAAUUACGCGAACAGCCUGGUGUCGAUUGAGUUUGGAAGUGAACCCAAGUCAACCGCGAUAAGAUGUUGUCAACAUGGACAAUACCAACUGAUCCAGGAUUCGAAACAAGAAGGCCAACAAGCGCAGAUAGAUACAGUGCAGGUUAUGCAGAGAGGUUACCAAAGGCAAGAGUCAAGCCGGAAGCGCUUUCAAAUGCGAUUAAGAAUCAAGGAACGCUUGCCCAGCUGUUUAAUCCUCAAGCCAGACCGUACUCCAUCGGAUCAAGACCUUGUAAGUGACAUUCGCUUUACUAAAAAGAUAGCUUAAUUUGCUGAACUGUUUUAGUAAUAAACUACAUCCUUGAAAUAAAAAUAAGCUAUAUAGGCUUUCGGUGUUAACAUGGCUUGCUUACCAAUUACCUUAGUCAGCGAAGUAACUAAGUAACGUCUGCAAAGCAGCGCCGAGAUCCUUUUUCUGAACCCCCGACGGGCUCAAUGAAUUACCGGAAGUGCUUUUUGAGUUUCCCUUCAUUGGCAAAUCGAGAAUGGCUUUUUUAACAGGCCAAUCAUGGCAUGUACUCAAAUCCUGGUACACAGACCUGGGGGGGUUGCACAGUUUCGCAGACAGACUUAACCAGAGUUAAGUUUCCUCUGUGGCGCAGGCUAGUAAAGACCAAACCAGUAAAGAAAUUUUAAGCUGCACUACACAUGGUCCUUGGUUAGUACGUCUGCGAAGCAGUCUGGUGGCCUUGUUCUGGGCUCCCAACAGACUUGAUGGAUUACCGGAAGAGCAUAUUUUCGAAUUUCCUUUCAUCUUGAUUGGCAAAUCAACAAUCUCUAUGCAUUUUCAAUAGGCCAAUCAUUGUGCAUACUCGAAUCCUUGUACACAGAUGGCAGCGUUCAAGUUAGUUCUUUCAAGCGGGGGAUCAUGUAGACCAUCUGAGGGGUCACCAAGACCAUGUGCUAAUUUUUUUGUUUUAUUUAACUUAGCAGUAAACACUUAUAUGUCAUUUGUUGCGUCAGGAAGCCUUCUUUGUCGGGUCAUUGACUAAAGACCCAUCUCUUAUCUGGAACACUGAGAUAAGGGCAAAGAACAAGGAUUUUGGAACUGUUUUGCAGAUGGACUUAACCAGAGUUUAGUUUCAUCUGCAGUGUAGGCUAACCUAGAUUAAGCUUAGUUGAUUAUGUGAGUUUGGAAGUCAUCUGAAAAGUAAAAGUUAAAAAAGAACUAAUCUUCUUGUAAGGUGAAUGAAAUAACUGUAACUCAGCAGAUCUCAACCUUUUAUUGUUUGAAUAACCCAAAACCCAUAUUCCAGUUACUUGUUAGGUAUACGUAUUUAGCAGGUAACAUAUUUAAGUACAAUGUGGCCUAUUGUGAAUUAUAUUUUCGUUUCUUGGGUUAUUUUCACCAGUCAUUUCAAUGCAAAGCUGUUUCAAUACAGGUUUAAUUAGUCGAGGUGUAAAUAGUUUCAUGUCGUUGGCUUAAAGAACGAAGAAUAUUCACCCAACAUGUGUUUCUUGUUUACAUGCAAACUGUACUUGAAGUGAACAAAAUUUUUGUACAAUUUCACUACUUGAGUUCAUAUCAAAACAACCAGUUUUCAUGUGUUGUAGGUAGCAUGUCUGUCAAAUUGGUUGCUCAAAUAGAACUUUGCCAAUAGAUUUGUUUUAAUUAAGACUUUGUUUUGGUGAAGUCGAAGUGAGAGCAUGCUCUUUCAACAGUUACAUGUAAGAGACAGACCAUGUUACUUGAAAAAGGAACUCAGGAAUGUAAAGAAAAAACUCUAGUUGCAGAUGGACACAUAAUGCCGGUCCCAAAGAUGUCAUUAUUGCAGAGAGUUGACUGUAUCAGUGAUUUAGUUUCCUCUGUAUCAGUGCAUCCCUGACGCAUAAAAGUCCCCAAAGAUGCAAAAUAAUUCAUAGCACGCCUCCUGUAGGACGCGAGGAUCGAUCGAUCUAAACAUGUGUAUUUGUAGAAAUAUCCGGCCUGUUCAUGUAAUUUCUGUGGCAGUAAUUACGGCUGUUGUUUAAUGAUGCAUAAUUCUUUUAGCCUUUGUUGUGCUUUAAAAUAGAAGGACUAUGUUUUAUUUCAGUAUACUGUAAUACAGAGAUUUGGAGUCUGUCUUCAGAUUAACUGUCUGGUUACGUGAAGGCCCAAGCAUUUCCAAUAAUUAUUAUGGACUCGUUUUCUUUACUAGGACUCAUUGGUUCAGGACAGGGACUCAUGAUUUUUUAUAAGAGGAUUCCUAGGACUCACCAUAACUAUUUGUGACAAAAUCUCUGCUGUAUCUGACAAUUUGUAAACAGGUUGUCCCUACAACUCUAUUGCAUUAAGCUAAGGUCUAUUGAACUGCUGAGCCAACUUAUGAUUUAACCUUAGCUAAUUAUAUUGAAUACCAUUCCCAUCAGUGAUUAAUUUUCUGCUUACAGCUUCUGCACAGUCGAAGAAUUUUGCAAAAGAAAAUGUACAUCGAAUCAAGGAGAUCCAGAAAGCAAAUAGAGAAAAGCAAAGAGAGGCCAUGACGACUGAACCAGUUAAAGCAGUUUAUAAACCUGGAAAAUUUGAUCAUGUGGAUUCUAAAGUUGCCCAAGAAGUGAAGGUAUGGAGAGCUUUAAUAACAAUAAUUCUUUAUCAUCAUCUAAGAGUAAGGUCUCAUCUUGAUUGUGGAUUGAUUGCAGGUUACAUUAUCUCUUUGUCGUCUGGCUGUUUGUUUAAACAUCUGGCCAAGAGUUGUUCAAAGGCUGAAGAGCGCUAUCCACCUGAUAAAUCUCUACCCUGUGGAGAGUGCAAUUAUUAUUAGUUUCCCAUACUAAUUAGUGGAUAGUGAUUUAUAUGGUGGAUAGCUCUAUCCGGCAUUUUGAACAUUACCAGGGCCUGUUCAGUCUUUUACACAAGGGUUACCAUGCGCAAUAAUAAUGUUAGUAAGAUUUACAAGUAUCCAGGGAGCCCACUCCCCUAAGCAGUUUUCAGUGGGGUUGUUAAAGGAUUCCAGCUGCCAUUUCAUGGUGUUUUCAGGCAAUGUGUAAAUUUACAAGAAUUUUAUUGAUCACACCAUACUAAAGUAUCACUGAAGAAGUUUUACUUGAAAGGUCAUGUGAAAACAUUUUAUCCACAGGUUUAAAAGUGAAAACAAUGUUCUAUAUUUUCUUGUCUGUUUGUAAUUCAGUCUGGACAGAAAGGUUAAACACUGGUGUUCAUCCCAGUAUUGCUUACAGAUCAAUAUUUUAUACUCAUUUUCAAUUUUAUUCUCCUACGCUUCAAAGUUAUUAUCACACCCAAUGAUAACCGAUAGACAAAUGAUAUUUCAAAGUUGAACCAAGGGUAAAUUGAACAUAAGACAAAAUAAUGUCAGCACCCAGGUUUAGGCCAGUAAAUGUUACUAAUAAUAGAAAACUACAAAUUUUACAUACAGUACAUUUUAACUUGAUACUUUUUUCAGAAGAAAAACAUAAUCGAGUAACAGACUAGCAUCCUUAGUACUAGAGUACUCUCUCGAGUUCCUGUCAGUAGUGUCAAUUUUGCUGACCAGAAGAUGUUUUCACUCUGACUUGUUCUAAAGUAACAUAAUAAUGUGCAGUGUAAACACUCCCAUCAUCAAAGAACUGUCCUGAAUGAGCUAUGAUCUCGUAGAAAAAUUCAACAAUAGUAAGUUAGAUUAAAGUCAUGUUAUUAUAAAACAGUACUUACUGUAUGGACAAACUUAAGUCUAUUCAUCUUUAUUAGGCUCCUCCUCCACCACUACAGAGAUCAAACUCUGCAACAUUUCUCCGAGCUGGCUCAAGAAAUGGACCCCCAGUUAAAGAUCGCCCUACAUCUUGUGAGCCUGUUAUUCCACGCGAGAUGAAGCUUACUGUCCCCAAGGCAACUAUUGCUAAAGAGGUUUGUAGAAAUUUAAAAGCUUGGAAUAAGUGGAAGCAAGUGAUAUAAAAAUUGAACAACAUUUCAUUGUGAUCCUUUGAUUAAAAGCACUUUAAAUUCUUUGUCAAGUGCAGAUGUCAGCGUUACGGUGGUGUUUCUUAGGCCCAGUUCAAAUGUCGAUCUUUUCAUGUACCAACCUUAACACCUAUUUAGGUCGAACCAAAUGAUACAAGUUUGAUGAUUGAUUCAGACAUCAAACUUAAUUUAUUUUCACAAUUUUCAGUGGUCUAAAAUGGGUACAAGUGAAAAUAAAUAUUAGUUUGUGCAUUAGGUUUGGCACAUGAGAAGUUCGUUGUUGAACUGAAGUUGCUUCACAGUCGAAAUUCCCAUGUAGGCCACCCGAUCCUUAUUCGUGGGUUGACCCAAAUUAGAUAUGUUGAACCAUUCUCUGCUUCCAUGUUUGUUUUCAAUCAUUAGUUGACAUCUAGUUUAGCUGAGAAAUUUUUUCAAAAUUACAUUUGAUGAAAGUGAAUUUGAUAAUAAUUUAUAUUAUUAUAGCAAAAAGUUCUAAAAAGAAGCAUAUCCUCUCAAACGGCGUGGGAUUUGUGAUGUUUUAGGAUGCAAAAAUCCGUGCAGUAAAUCACUUACCUCUCGAGCGUACUGUAACUGUACAAAUGUGAACAUCAAACCACAAACCUGAGAUUAAAGCACUAGGCACAUGACUUCUUGACAUCUGAGGUUUGCGGGAACUGUAGAAAAACCUCGAUCUUAAGGUCUCUAAUGAAACUAUUUACUCUCCUGUUAGGUGUAUGUGCUUUUUGUGAUCUGUUUGUGUUUUCGUUUCAGCACAAGCCAAAAGUCAGAAACAUAAAUCAUGUUGGUGAUAAUAUUCGCAGAGCACCCUCCCCUCUCAGACCCCGCCCACCCUCAGUUAUAGCAGCGGAGCAGCUUGCAGCUAAAAAGGAACAAGCUGAAAAACGUUACAAGAGAGGAAAAGUACCUAAAUAGUAAGUUUACUUAGAAAUAAUCUAAGUUUGUCAUGGCCUGCGCCACAGACAAAAGUUAACUUCUGGUUAAGUCCGUCUGUGAAACAGCACCGAAAUCCUUGUCCUGGGCCCCAUCCUGUGUAGGAGGAUUUGAGUAUGUACUAUGAUUGGCCUGUUAAGAAAGCCGUUGUUAAUUUGCCAAUCAGGUUGAAGGGAAAUUCGAAACACAUUUCCAGUAACUCAUUGAGUCGACUGGGGACCCAGAACAAGGAUUUCAGUGCCGCUUCGCAGACGUUACUAACAGCAAAAUCCACUAGCCCCGGGCUAUCGGACAUGACUUUCAUUGCACGCUGUUAAAUUACCUUGGCAACGCAGGCCUCUUAAAAGAGGAGGUGACGGGUUUAAAAUGAGAAAGAAUGGCCAUUUUUGCUAGAGAUGUUUAUGUCAUCUGAGAUGAACAAUGAUUUUAAUAUCUUAGAUGUUAAUGUGUUAACUAGAUGAUUUUAUCAUUUGCACCCCCCCACCCCUCCCUCCUGUCUUGUACCCAUUUUAUCCCCUUUUAUGCCCACUAUGUAUGUUAAGGGUUUCAAAAAUCAGUCAUUGUCACCAAAGGUUUUGUUCGCGACUACACUCUGCAGACAGUGAUGAUAUGUUAAUUUUUAAGCUGAUUUUCAAAGAAACUUGAAAUUACCGUUAAUGUUGCUGGUGUAGUACCAACCUCUUAACAGGAGCUGUGGAGACAGUGUUUUGUCUUGCAGUAUUAACUAGACAUUUUUGUUGUUGUUGUUGUUGUUAAGUCUCAAAGUUCGGCAAGAUCAAUGGAAGCAAGAAGAAGCAGAAAGAAUUGCCAACAUGCCAGACCCUAGUGUUCCAGCAGGUCAUGCACUCAUGCCUCGAGACGAACAACGACAGACUCUCGCUAACCUGCAAACAAGUAAGUAACAAAGCUCCCCAGGGAGAGGGGGAGCUCGGUUUCUCAAGACAUGGUAGGGUGAACUUCUCCAAGAGUUACAUUUUUGUUGUAGGUCAAAUUUAUUGUUCCUCUGCUAGCAGCCAGGCCUCUGCUAGCAGGAAAAUUUAUUCUUGGUUCAAAUUUGAUUAGUCCUUUGUGUGUUAAAUAGUAAUAUUAUUGUGAAAGGUUUGAACCCAGGAGUCAUUUCAUAAGUUGGUGGAACAUGAUCAUCUGGGUGAACGUAAUCCUGAAUAGGACUGUUUUAACAUCCUCCAUCCACCGUGUUAGAUACAUUUAAAUGGGCGCAAAGUUUUACCUCAUUCAAAUCCUAUCAGGGUGUUCAAAAUUAUCUUUUCGUCUAAUGUAAGUGAUUCUGGAUUCCAAAAUCUGGAAAAUUUUUGCCUGUCAGUGUGAAAUCCGGAAUCCAUAAACUUUUUGUUGUGAAAUCUGGAAUCAUGGGCUUUGGAAUCCGGAAUACAGCUCAAGGAAUCCAGAAUCCCGCUAACGAUUGGAAUCCAGAAUCCAAAUCCCACUGACAGAGAAUCCGGAAUCCAUGGCGUGAAAUCUAGAAUCCAAGACUGUCUUAAAUUUCCUUACAUGGGGCGAAUCUUUUAUCAUGUUGCACUCAACAAUGUUGCAUAAAGUUGGACCAACUCUUUUGCCUCAAUUUAAACAGGCCCAAAAACUUUUACUUCGUAACUUUCUCCUUUCCCCGCGUUCAUUCUCAUCCUAUCGAAGCUUUUAAAUCUGUAGUUUUGUAAAUAUAUAGUGCUUAUCGUACUGUUAAUAAAUUAAUUUAUUUGAGUAUUUUCUUUUUUCUUCUUUUUGGUUUUUCGUUUAUUUAAAGGCCAAGCGGAGCUUCUCACCCAGUUAAACGCACUUCCAGUUCGAGUGGAUACGCUCCGAGUGAAGACAACCAAAGCAGAACUGGAAAGAAAACUUGCUGAAAUAGAGGACGCUAUAAAAAUAUUCUCCAGACCGAAAGUGUUUGUAAAACUGGAUGACUGAAGUUAAGCCCUCAGAGGGGAUGUUUGUGGAGUGUUUGCGCCACCAAUGUAAAACGUGGACUGUUGAAGGGAACCACGUGAUAAAGAGAUGUGAAAAUUUUAAGAACAAUGAGAUUAGUUUAAAGACAAUGAACUAAGUUAAACACCGACAUAGUUUCAAAACAACCAAGAUGAAACUGAUACUUAAGUUGGUCAAACAAUUUCUCUUGGAGUCUAUUGAACAUUGAGGAAAGCGGGUCUAUAUUUGAAGUAGGUGGCUGGGACUGUUUUGUGGUUACCUUCCCACGGGACCUUUCAACAUUUUCGCUGUGUUCGCAGGGAACUUUGAUCGGCUAAGCGUCUAGAUUUUCCGUGUGAACGGAACCCCUAAACACACGAAUUUUAAACCGGUAGAAAAUUCGUCCAUGCCGUGAACAUAGCCUAAAUCUCCUACGCAGCCGUUUUUUGUGUUGUCACGCAACGCUUUUCCCCCGGGAGAAGCGUUGGGUGACGACACAAAAAUGGCUGCGAAGGAGACUGCUUGAACUGAAGUCUUUGACAAAUCGCUUAAGAUGGCGCUGUUGUUAUCAUUAUCAUUUUAAAAAUAUAUAAAACUGUUCUAGUGAGGCCUUAAACUGCUG